CGGUCUUUGUUUGCACACCACCAAUACGUUGCAUUCGUUCUGGGCUCUAAAUAAACGUUGCUUUGCUCCUUCUUCUCUCCCCCUCUCCCCCUCACACACUCUCUGUUGUCCCCCCUCACUCUCAUGAACGGCGUCCAUCAGGUAGAGGAGCAGUACCAGAAACGUGCUCGUAUGGAGAUGGAACUGAUGGGUGAGAAACACCAACACGAAAUGGAGACGCUCAAGGCAGAGUUGGAUGCCAACAUGAGGGAGCUACAAGAAAUACAGAACGAGAAGAAGAUGAUGCUGACACAGCACGAGAACAAGAAGCUGAAGGAGAGAGACGAGCAGCACACGCACGAACUGCGAGACUGGAGGAGUGACCUCACCAAAAGGAGACAGGCACUGGAGGAGAAGUUCCAAAACCAGAGGGAAGACCACGAGAGGUUCUACUCCACUUUUAACCCUCGCCACCCUCUCUCUGGCACCCUCUCCACCCCCGCCGUGGACGGCUCCGAGAGGGUUAAAGCCGCCUCGUUCUCCGGCAAUUCCCCACGCCACAACCGCCCCUCCCAUCCCAACCGCUCCUCACUUCAGCCGCUGGACGAAGUCGUGGUGAUGUCAUCAGCAAACCCGUCUCUCUCGUCUCUGCCGGCCAGUAGACAGGCGUCCAGACCUAUCAGCAACGGUAGCAAUGCAUAGCUGCAGCCGCCAUGCCAAUUUUCCACAGACACACACACACCCACAAACUCUUUGACGUACACAUACAGUUCACAUCAUAACUGUGCCACCACAUGUUUGUACAUGAUGUUUUAUAGGCAUGUUUUUUGUACCCACCAAGUGUGUAUUUAUUAUCAGUGCAGCAUAUUUUUACAUGUAAGUAAUACAUGUAUUUACAGCACCAAAGAUUGGCAGCUGGCAGGGUAUAAUUAUUAAGGAUC
This is a messenger RNA of Geodia barretti, 920 nucleotides long. Lineage: Eukaryota; Metazoa; Porifera; Demospongiae; Tetractinellida; Geodiidae. The record is from the annotation of a GenBank genome assembly.